Phragmites australis (common reed) is the source of this 1872-nucleotide messenger RNA. RefSeq lists its product as uncharacterized. The transcript is spliced from 2 exons. Bases 435 to 1583 code for a protein of 382 amino acids. Lineage: Eukaryota; Viridiplantae; Streptophyta; Magnoliopsida; Poales; Poaceae. The record is from RefSeq and is a predicted model, not a curated record.
AGGUGGCCUGGCCGACAAUUUUCUCUUUUUGGAGAGAAACUUAUGGGAGUUAAAAAGGAAACAGUGGAAAAUCGUUCGUGUGGUGUGUUGGAGAAUUGUUUGGAUUAUCAAAGGUUCGUGGUAAACUUUCACCAAGGUGAAAAAUUGCGGACUAGUUAAAACUUUGUGCCUCUGAUCUGAAGCCUGCCUGAUCUCUUCCUCCCCUUUCUCUUCUUCCUUCUCACAAGUCACAACACAGCGCCGACCUCUUCUUACCACACAAAUCCACACCAAUUCCCCAUCGAUCUCUAUCCAGCCCGCGCCCCCGAGGACCUCACCUCACCUGCCUUGUUCAGGAGAUGGAUGCGGAGAUUUAGCUUAUCCUAUCGCUGGUUGCCUGCGAUCUUGUUGUCGCUCGGCCAGAUGACCUGCGUGGUCGGAAUUGUGAUCUAGAAAUGGAGCCGUCGGAUCUGAACACCCACCUGCCGCCGCGGAAGCGGCUGCUCGCCGGGCUCAGGACGGCGGCCACCGCCUGCGAUGCUGAGGCCCUCCCUUCCCCGCUCGCCUCCGGCGAUCUCGCUGCCCGCCUCCGCGAGAUGGCGCGCGCGGCGAACGUGUCGUCCUCCUCGCCCGAGGAAAUGAUCGAGGCGGCCAGGGCGGCCGCCGCCGCCGCCGCCGAUGCUGCCGUGGCUGCCCGCGCCGCGGCGGCGGAGAAGGCGGCCGUGGCCGCCAAGGCUAGAGCCGCUGCUAGGGCUGCCAUGGAGUUCCUCGAUUCCUUUUCCAGGACAGGCGCGUCGAGGAAUAGGAAUGGCCUCCAGCUCAAGGUGAAGUCUAGGAAGAAGCAUGUCCAGGUCAAGCUGUUGUACAAGCCCAAUGGGAGGGUGCAAGGCAGAGGAGCUAUGGGGGAUGCUCCCAAGCCUCGGAGGCGCAGGGAGUCCGAUGAAGAGAUCGCCCGCAAUUUGCACCGUGCAAUGAAUAGCUCACCGAGAAUCUCUCACACUGGACCGAAGAGGCCCCGCAACACCACCGGUGAUGGCAAAGAUGGAGUUGCCCCUGGUGAGGGUGACGGUGUGGGUGAUGCUUGCAAUGGUUCUUCAACUCAAGCGCCAGUUGAGGUUGGCGGAUUAGCUAAUGGAUGCUCUGAAGGGAAAUCUAGUGAGAGAACUGUUCCAUUGUUGAAGCAUGAGGAUCCUGAUGAUGGUGGUGAAGACUCAUCUAGGCACACUGCAAAGAUUACCGAUGUUGUUGAUAAUGGAGCUGGCAUUAGAAACUUAAGCGCUGGUCGGAAAGUGAAGAUCAAGAGAAAGGAACUGCUUCUGAACCAACAUAGUAGUAAAGAAAUAGAAGAGCCGAAAGAAUCAGAACCCCCUAUACAUUCUAUAGGACGUGAUGAAUCAAAGUCAAAUGGAAAUGGCGCAGAAAAGCGUGUGAGUCCUGCAGAUGCAAAGGCCUCAGUUGACCGUUUGGCGCCAAUGAAGAUUACAUCUGUCUGGAAGUUCAAGAAGUUGAAAACAUCUCACUGUUCUUCCGACAGCAAGGUGUUGCACAACGUGUGUUCCUCUCCUUCGGCAGCUGAAACCUCUGCUUCGGUGAAAGCUGAUUAGCGAGGUACCUUAGCGUGCAGUCAGCAGAUGCUUGACUUAGCUACGCUUGUUGUGAGAUUUUGUAUGUUGUAAUCUCUCUCGGUAGAUCCCACCUUUGCUUUGAUUUUUAUACAAAUGUGCGUGUUUUAUGGUAUAUAAGUUACUGGGUAUUCUACCGAAUUGUUUCUAUUCUGCUCUUCCCGUUUUACGUCACUAGUGAUAGGUACUGUGACAAACUCAUGUAGUUGUACUUGUCAUGCAUAUCGUUCUAAUAAGUGGCACAGUGAAACCAUGCUCUUCAGAUACUAAA